This is a messenger RNA of Labeo rohita (rohu), 3374 nucleotides long. RefSeq lists its product as uncharacterized. The record is from RefSeq and is a predicted model, not a curated record. The coding region runs from base 278 to 2893 and encodes 871 amino acids. NCBI's taxonomy places the organism in Eukaryota, Metazoa, Chordata, Actinopteri, Cypriniformes, Cyprinidae. The transcript is spliced from 17 exons.
GCAAAGCUGCCGGUAACUUGCGAAUUAAAGGAUGAACAAACACCGACAGAUUUUAGACGGCACAACUAAAGGAUUUAGUAUAAUUUUACGACGUUCACAGAAAUGAGAAAACAACCUGGAGCGUUAAAACGCAGUGAUUAUGUUUAAAAACACACUCAGUUGGAACUCGCGUACCUGUUUGGAGUCAUGUAACGUUAAUGUGAACUCAGACAAACAGAUCUGUGAUUGCCGGUUUUGACAGCACCAUAUUCAACGUCUUUUCAAACAGUCGACGACCAUGUCGACCGACAUAAGCCUGCGUGAGCUGGUGGAUCUCUCCAUAGGAACUCCUGACGCUGGAUCUGUCAAUUUCAGCGCGCUGCACACUUUACUGCACGCCAUCCUGGGACAUCUGAAGAUUGAGAGGGUCACAACUACCUGGAAGGGGGUGGACAACGACCAUGACAGCCCAUCCCAGACUAAAGCCUUACUGCUGGACAGUUCGAGCCCCUACAGGGCGAUGGAGGAGAAGGUGCGGCGGAUGGAGGAGCAGAUGUGCGCGCUGGAGGCUCUGCCCAGCGCCUCGGAGCUCAUGGGGUCCGACACCGCGCUCAGCGAUAUGUGGACGCUCAUGCAGCUCCGCAGAAAGGCGCAGGCCAACGAGGAUGGAGUGUCCAAGUGUAUGGCCUUAAUCCAAGACCUGCUGAAGGAAAUCCAGACACUCAAAGAGUCCAGAGAUGAUCUGAGAGAGGAAGUCAGUGCUCUGAACGGUCAGCUCAGCCAGCUGAACAUGAAUGAGUUAACAGACCGUAUCCUGGCUAUGGAGCAAUAUUGCCACCAAGUGGAAGAUCUGGACAACACUACGAAAGAGCUGAAGGAUAAGAUGGCCCAGUACCCUGUCCCAGAGGAGCUCACUCAGUGCGUCACAUGGGAAGUGAUGCAGGCAGCGCUCAUCAGCGAGAGGCAGAAGAUCCAGGAGGGGUUGAAGGACACCCUCUCCGCCGCUAAAAACAUUGCACCCGUUUACCCUUUGAACCUGGGUACCCCAUUCAAAGAUGACAGAGCAGGUGGCACAGGUGGUGUAGAUCUCUCUCGUCGGGUCUCUCCUCCCCAGCAGUCCCAGUCUGACGGGGCUCUGUGCACUGUGACGGGCCGCCGACUGUCCCGGGUCAGCAUUGGGGCUGAGCGCUACCCAGAGACCGUAGAGGCUCUGAUGGAGGUUGGCAGACUGAGAGACAAGCACGAAAGUCUGGAGACCCGUGUGGGGCAGCUGGAAGCAAACAAGGCUGAUUGGACCCAGCUUCAACAUCUGCGUGAUCUUCUCAAUGCCAUGGAGGAAAGGCAGAUUCCUGACCAUGUGCCAGAGCAGCUGAAUCAUCUGAGGACUCUUAUGGACAGUCUUCUAGCAGACAAAGAGAAGUUAAACAGUCUCAGGGUAAUGGUAGAGGACAUGAGGACAUCCUCAGCUUCUCCACUCUCACAAAGUGGACAGCAGGAGGCAAUAAGCUUCAGCAAAGCAGACGAACAGGCCCAAAGUACAGAUCAGGAUCAGGCUCAGAGUUCAGGUCAAGCUCAGGGUCAACGACAGACAGGAGGUCAGGGCCUGGACCAGGAGGUCAGUCAAUUGUCCCAGUGUCAUGACAAACCAAAGGACAAGACUGCUCACCUCAUGAACCAGGAACAUGAGGACAGGAAUAAGAACACUGAUCUGGUGAGUGAUUUAGAGGCAGCCAUACUGCAGCUGCAGUCCAAGUGUGAGAAACUCCACAGCACAUCCAACCGCCUAAUGGAGGAACACAGCAAGAAACAAACACACAUCGACCGUCUGUACAAGAUUGUGGAGGAACUGGCUGAAAAGAAAGCUGACAAGGAAGUAGUGGAAAUGGAGAUUGAAAUCAAAGCAGACAAACGGGCUCUGGAGAGCAAGGUGAGCCGUAUGCAGUUCGACAGCAUGACAGAGCAGCUCAAUAACAUGUUACAGGAGCUGCUGAGUAAGAUCAGCGGUCAGGAGCAGGACUGGAACAAGGUCAUUGAGAAGAUCUCAACUGAAAUGGACUGCAAGUUGAACCGGAUUGAGCUGGAUCCUCUGAAGAAACAGCUCGAUGAUCGCUGGAGAACCAUCCAUAAGCAUCUGCAGACACCUCCGAUCCCUGAGCAGGACGACGCCGCUGGACUCAGGAAGCAAUUAGUGGCCCGGUUUCACUGCAUCUCCUGUGACCGUCCAGUGGAUAUGAUGACACCAGGACAGCACUUGGUGACUCUGCCCUCUGCCCCAGGACUGCCCUCUCACAAGUCCAGCCGACCCUACACUGUGUAUGAGCUGGAGCAGGUGCGACAGCACUGCAAGAGUGAGAGGAUCCCAGAAAUGGCCGAUUACAGUUACCUAACCCGUAACUGUGGGGGCAGCCACACUCUCACCUACCCCAGUCGGCGCUACACCCGCCUUCAGCACAUCACCCACCUGAUCCAGAGCGAAGAGGAGAGUCGGCCUGUGUCCUCUGGACCACCCGCACAGGCAGCAGAGGUGGACAUCUUAGGUUUGGAUGGACAAGUCUACAAGGGCCGAAUGAGCAGCAGAGCAGUGAGACUCUCAGAGACAAGAUUUCCCACCAUCUCUCCUCGAGAAGGUAACUGGAAGAGCAAAGACAAGAUCGUCCGCUCGCAGUCCCAGAGGUCAACUGGAGUGGACGGCGGCCGUGGAAGUCCCGCACGGCCACAGAGUGCCAAGACUCAGCGCAGCCGCUCAGCAUCCAGCACCUCGAUGAAAGACCGGCCCAUGUCCUCCAUGGACUGUCUGUCCCAGGACGUCCCGCUCCAGACCUCAUACCAUGACACCACCGCAGAGCAGAGAGAAGCACUGGAGCUGCACAAAGAGCUUAACCAAUCAGAAGACGAGCCGGUGACAUCACUCUAGAGCUCCUCCAAUAGGAGCCUCUCCAUUGUCUGAAUGAAAUGUUUACAGCAGUGCGAGACACAUGCUAUACAUGUGAAACAGAAGGUAACAUCAUCUGUAACAUUAAGAAUAUCUAUAUGAGAUUUAAUAAACGUUUUUGCAUAAGCCGUCAGUCAUAUUAAAUAUGUCAUUAGAUCGUCAUCCAGUGCGAUAAAUAAUUCGCUUUCAUGUUCUUAACUCUCUCGCAGUGUUGAUCUGAAUGGUGACAUUUUUUGUAAUCAGUUCAAGCCAGUACUAAGUCUGAAUCUACCUCUUAAAACAUAGAGCUACUGCUUCAAUAAACAGCACUUACAUUGGUCAGUCUUAUUAUUCAGUUGAAGUAUUUAUGGUGAUGAUCUGUCGCGCUGUUGCAGAAGUGGUGUUUACAUUACAGUGACUUAUUGCACUGAAUGUUACACAUGUAUAAAAUGUCUAUUUAGUAAACAAUCACCAUUAAGUUUAA